AUGGAGAGCACGCCCGAGCAGGUGUCGGAGGGGAGGGCGCUCGUUACGGUCCUCGCCUGCGUCCUCGAGAAGCUCAUUCAGGCCAACGCAAACAGCGGGCAUGACCACUUGGAGGCGGGCGCGGUCACCAAGUUUCACGCCCUGAGGCCUCCUGGUAUUGGCGUCGCAGAAUAUCUCGACCGCAUCCUCAAGUACUCGAGCUGCAGCAACGAGUGCUUCGUGCUGGGGCUGAUCUACAUGGACCGCUUCAUCCAGCGGAACGACUUCGCGCUCACCGCGCUCAAUGUCCACCGCGUGGCCAUCACGAGUGUAAUGGUCGCCGCCAAGUUUUUCGACGACCAGUACUACAACAACGCCUACUACGCCAAGGUGGGUGGUGUCCCGUGCGUGGAGAUGAACUCGCUAGAGAUCGAGUUCCUGUUCGGCUUGGACUUCAACCUGGCCGUGACAUCGGAGGAGUACCGCAACUACCGGGAGAGGCUCGGGGAGCACUCCAACUGCUCUGUGUGCGGCUGCUCUGGGGCCGUGGUGAAGAGCCAGCAGCCCCCGUCGGGGCUGCUGCAGGACGGCGCUCGUGACGGUCGCCUUGUGUAUCGUGUAUCGUGGGACACAAGGAUAGGCGAGUAG
Messenger RNA from Ectocarpus siliculosus, 627 nucleotides. The record is from the annotation of a GenBank genome assembly. Lineage: Eukaryota; Phaeophyceae; Ectocarpales; Ectocarpaceae.